UAUGCCUGUCGUAUAAGGAAAAGCAAAAUUGUGGCAUCCAACAUAAGAGGAAUAAGUAAUAUUUUGAUUUAUAUUAAAAGGAUGCUUAUGAUGAUAAAAUGAUUGCUAAUAUUGAAUUGAAAUCAUUGGACUUUGAUGAUGAAAACUUUUCACCAGUGUUUAAUAGAAGCAAAAAAGAAUUCUUUUUAUAAGCAAGUGAAAGAUAUAAGAAAGAUUUAUCAAAAGUAAUAAAAACAUUAGAAUAAUUUAGUUAGCAAGACCAUUCUAAUCAUAUACAUGUGAAGAAUUUAUUAACAAAUAUAUUUACAUAAAACCAAAUCAUACUUAUUGGAGAGAAUGGACAGUUACUAAAUGGUUGUCUGGAUUUGGAUUAGGAUAUUUGGUUUUGAGAGAAGUAUAUAAUUAUCAUAACAAAUAAAUUAGUUACCAUUACGUAAUUUUUAUGCAAGAGUAUUUGUUAUGUGGAUCUUCUUAGCCAAAUUGAGUGAUCAUUUUUCAUCUAUUUUACCUUAUCAUGGUAAAAUUGUAAUUUCUACACAAUCGGAUAGAUUUACAAAGUAAAUAAGAAUUAAUAUAAUAAUAGUAAAGAUAUUAAUCAAUAUCACAAUGUUUGCAGUGCAUUAAAUUUCUUAGAAAUGCCUACUUUCUAAAAUAGAAUAUCAGAAUCUCUUGCUUGGAGAGCAAAACAACCAGCUCAUUUAUUAUAUAAUGAUACAAAUUGGUGUUUACAUAUUCUUAAGAAAUGGCAUGGUCGUUCAACUCAUAUUGCACAUUGGGUAUUUUUAAUAUAUAUAUUAAAGGAUGGAACAUUUAAUCAACCAUUAGAAAGACUAGCUGACCCAUAUCAUAAAGAUGCACACUUCAUCCAUUGGAUUUGAGU
Molecule: messenger RNA, 880 nt
Organism: Paramecium pentaurelia
Lineage: Eukaryota; Ciliophora; Oligohymenophorea; Peniculida; Parameciidae
Source: the annotation of a GenBank genome assembly